Messenger RNA from Arachis ipaensis, 801 nucleotides. RefSeq lists its product as uncharacterized. The record is from RefSeq and is a predicted model, not a curated record. Lineage: Eukaryota; Viridiplantae; Streptophyta; Magnoliopsida; Fabales; Fabaceae.
AUGGAAGCGAAGGAGAUGGAGCUAAUGCAACUGAAGCAAGGUUCCAUGUCUGUGGCUGAGUACACCAACAAGUUCGAAGAGCUUUGUAAGUUUUCUUGGGUAUGUCAGGGUGACCCAGAGACUUACGAGUGCUGGAGGUGUAUUAAGUACCAGAGGGGUUUGAAGGAUAGCAUUAUGACUGCUGUGGCUCCUAUAGAGAUCCGUGUCUUCUCCGACUUGGUAAACAAAGCAAGGGUGGUGGAGGAAUAUGCUAAGACAGUGGCUGUGUCCAGGGACACUCAUGGAGGAGGUAGUAGUAAAGGGCGUGGCAAGUAUCACCAUCCGAGAGGUCAAAGCUUCAAGAGAGGAGGAUAUGCGCAUAAAGGUCAAAGAGGGAGAGGAAGUCAGAGUGGUUGCUUCAAUUAUGGAUUUCCUGGCCAUAUCGCGAGGGAUUGCACUCAGGGAAAGAACCCGAAUGCGGGUCAUAGUCAGCACCAGGGGCGAGUCUUUGCUGUGAAUGCCAAGGAUACUUCCAAGGCGGAUCCGUUAAUGAGAGGUAUUUAUUUAUUUGGUGAUAAGUCUUUAAUUGUAUUAUAUGAUACUGGAGCAUCGUAUUCGUUUAUCUCGUUUGCUAAAGUUGAAGAGUUAGGCUUGAAAGUGUCAGAGUUACCUUUUGAUCUGCAUGUACAUACUCCACAUCAGACAGUUAUGACUAGAUCAGGUUGUAGACAAGUAGGUUUCAAGCUUGAGGGUAGAGAUUUUGGGCAUGAUUUGAUCUGUUUACCUAUAGUUGGGUUGGAGAUGAUUUUAGGGUUUGAUUAG